UUAUCCGGCCUUAUCGGUGAGAGAACCGCCGCUCGGAUCGUAGUGGAAACAGACAGCGAGAGGAGCGGCCGAGAUAAUAGCGGGGAUAGCAGGAAGAAAAAAAUGGGGCAAGCGUGGUGCAAGGAGAAGUCCUCGAAGGCUGAGGACUCAAAGUCCCCCCUGGAUCGGGUCUUUGUCCGGUGUGCCCAUCGGAUCUAUCCAAGCCUAAAGGAAGAAGGAUCAGUUCUCGGGGGUGCUACGCAGAGGGUGACAAGCUCCGAAAUAGGAUAUGCCGGUUCGCCGCCAAGAGAGGUGCUCACGCGGGGCAGGAGCAUAGACUCUGUGGACAGGCCUUUUCAUCCGAGCGAGUGGGUCGACGUGAACCUCGAAGUGCCGAGCACGCCGAGGCCGAGCUCGGCCCUCACGAAUCUGACCGUCGACACGAGCCUCUAUCCCGCCACCACGCCGACGUCGAGCUGCUCGAAUCUGAAGGACGCCACGCCGGUACCGCCGCCCCGUCGAAAAAAGAGGAACAAGGGCAGGCCCCUGCCACCGAAACCGGACGAGAUCGCCGAGUCGUCGCCGGGUAAUUCGAAGCGCGCUGAGACAGGCGACGAGCCGUUGUACUCGUCGGUUAGGUCGCCGAAAAGCAGCGGGGACGAGCAGGACGCGGAUGAGGAGGCCAAGCCGGACGAUGUUACGCCGCAAGUGGACCCGGGACGCGAGGGAAGAAGGACGAAGGAGAUUUAUGAACACAAGGUUAACGGCACCGGAAGGAUAAUAUCGAGCGACGUGGUGUCUGGCAAGAGAGCGUCCCACAUCGAGGACCGGAAGUCCGGCAGGACGGUGGAGAGCGACCAUCAUCAUCGCAGGGCUCCAGAGGCCGAGGAAUACGACAGAUUCGCUAGGAGCAGAACGACCAAGGACUCGUCGACUCCUAAUCGCGAGGAGAAAUGGGCAUCGAAGGAGGCUGGGAAACGGAUCGUGGAUACCUCGAGGGACACGGAGAAGUCGACCAGUGGCGCGAGGACUAAGAACUACAGCACCGUCAGUCUGCCGAAUUACGACGAGCUGGACGUGACCAGGCAUUUGGCGAAGGGGGCGAAGGGGGGACAGGCUGACGGGGACAGAACAAAGUCCAGGAGACCCGUCAGGAGCAGCACUGGAUCCCUUCCGGCUGAAUCUUUCCUCGCGCCCUUCUCCGAGAAAACGAGCGUUCGGCUGGAGGAUUACAUACCGAGGCGUGGAAGUCCAGACAACCUGCCAGAGUAUCAGGUCUUAGAGAAGCUGGAUUGUGGGCCGAACGAUGUGGUCGACGCCGAUUUCGUCAAGUACGAUCCGAGUAAAUCGGAGGACUGGGAUCUGGAAGACGGCGUCGAUAAUUGCGAAUUGAAUCACGAAGCGCGACUCUCUUUCGAGGACUCCCCGAGCAGGAGCAACGGGAAGGAAUCGAGCAAGGAUGAGGAUGUUGUCGAUUUUGUACGGAGAUCUCCGAUCGAUCUGCAGGACGCAGGAUCGCCAGUCUGUUUGCAGAAGCCCGAGGCUUUCGGAAAAACGCCAUCUCCGUCGUUCGGAGGGACGGAAUAUUCUGAAGUGAAUCCAAAUAGGUCUCACUUGAGGUACUUCGAUCCACCCACGCUAGAGGACAGCUGCAGAGAUUCGACUGCCUGCGACAUUUCCGCCUCCAAAGAACCGUUUUUCCUGGACGAGGCGAAACAUCGUUCCGCUUUAGAUACGAUCGUGGGGGACGGAAGGCAGACGGGGACCGAUCGAUCGGACCAAACCAGAACGAUCUUCGGUAGGCGACUGUCGAACGAGAGCGAGCCGGACAAUGACGCGUACGAAUCCAAGGAGUUGGCAACCGGUCGCCCGGCAAGCCUGAUCAGAACGAUAUCCGAGGAAUCAUUGCCGCGUGAGAUGCUCGAGCAGCAGGUGAUGGAAGAGUUCUUCGACGAGAAACUGGCCAAAGACACUCACAACAAGCUAAGAAAAUGCCUGGACGACCAUAUGACCAAGACACCUCCACCUAGUCCUGAGCCCAGGAUCAAGCCUGAGAUCCUGGACAACGAUCACUCGACACUGCUGAAGGUCCUCAAAGAUGACGCUGCGGAUGAGAGCAACGUGAGCUCGAUGACGCCCAGUUUGACCGAGUUGGAAGCUGCGUUGUCGGACAUGCUGGAGCAAGAGGAACCACAUGAAGGUGUCAAAGACAGAGAAGGCAAGAUGAACAAUGGGGGCUCUGUGAAGCUACCACUACCUGUAGGGUCUGGAUCGAGGAUGGACAUGGCUGGAGCUAACUUGGGCCAACAGAUCACGGGGACCUCAGACGAUCAUAGCCAGAAAGAGGGUUCCGUGUCGCUCGGGCAGAUCCUGGAGACCAGGAAGCCGAUUACCAACAGGAAGGUCUCGUUCUGCGCCUGGGAAGAGACGCUCAUGAAGGCGGAGGAUGAUCGUGAAUUCAUCGAACGUCCGACGGAUUUAGAUAAGGACACCGUUUCUCAUCCGAACGACGUGGCGUGGGGCGUUGGGGGCGCGGCUUGCGCUACCGAUCUGCCACCUGAGAAACCGAGCCGGCUGAACAGAAAUCUCGAGGACUUGAUGGAGAAUCCAGGUGACGUGCCCACACCGCCUCGCAGGAGGCACAGGACCAUAGGGAAGAGGGAACUUGAGGUGGCUCAGAAUGGCUCGGCGAUGAUUGAACAGUUCACGAACGACAGGCUUAUCUGA
This is a messenger RNA of Dufourea novaeangliae, 2706 nucleotides long. RefSeq lists its product as uncharacterized. NCBI's taxonomy places the organism in Eukaryota, Metazoa, Arthropoda, Insecta, Hymenoptera, Halictidae. The record is from RefSeq and is a predicted model, not a curated record. The coding region runs from base 103 to 2706 and encodes 867 amino acids. The transcript is spliced from 9 exons.